Molecule: messenger RNA, 874 nt
Organism: Podarcis raffonei (Aeolian wall lizard)
Lineage: Eukaryota; Metazoa; Chordata; Lepidosauria; Squamata; Lacertidae
Product: amine sulfotransferase-like
Exons: 4
Coding region: 275-700 (141 amino acids)
Biological process (GO): sulfation
Cellular component (GO): cytoplasm
Molecular function (GO): sulfotransferase activity
Source: RefSeq, a predicted model, not a curated record
CAUUCGACACCAUAGGAUUGCACUGUGCAUGUGACAUUCAUGUUGCAAAAGAGGGUGAGGCUGCCAGGGUUGUAAAGCAACUUGGAAUAACUAAGAAUCCACAAGAAGUGAUAUCUGAGAUCCAUCCAUUUAUUAUUUUAGGAAUCGAAAGAAUUUGUUGUUAUUCCUGCAGGUUGUUUAUGUGGCCAGAAACCCAAAGGAUGUCUUGGUUUCCUUUUACCAUUUUUCCAAAGCUGCAGUCCAAUUAGAAGAGGUAGAAGAUUUUGGAAUUUUCAUGGAGAGGUUUUUGGCUGGGAAGGUAUAUGGAAGUUUAUGGCUGGACCAUGUGGGAGGCUGGUACUCUCACAAGGAUGACUUCAAUAUUCUGUUUCUUACCUAUGAAGAAAUGAAGAAGGAUCUGAGAAGCUGUGUCUUGAAAUUAUGCAACUUCCUGGGAAAGAGACUGACGGAAAAGGAGGUGGAUGCUGUUGUGGAUCAGGCUACAUUUAAUAAAAUGAAAGCAGAUCCCAGGGCAAACUAUGAGUUCUUGCCACCGGAUCUCAUGGACCACAGCAAAGGACAUUUUCUUCGAAAAGGCACUGUUGGAGACUGGAAGAACAUGAUGACAGUCACACAAAGUGAAAGGUUUGACAGCGUUUUUAAGGAGAGAAUGGAAAAGCUGCCCAUCAAGUUCUGCUGGGACAUCCAUGAGGAAUCAUGAGUCUGCCUUCAGCUUGGAAGGAUGAAAUAAAGUGCACUGUAUGUAUUUAAUCCAGCCCUAUUUGUAAGUUAGUAAAAAAAAAAACCCCUCUCAUAUGGCUUAACAGCUUCCUAAUGUUCGAAUAUGCACAAUAAUUUUUUUUAAACACCACAAUAAAAUUACAUAUGUACUGUC